Messenger RNA from Jaculus jaculus (lesser Egyptian jerboa), 960 nucleotides. RefSeq names its product olfactory receptor 51G2-like. The record is from RefSeq and is a predicted model, not a curated record. The coding region runs from base 1 to 960 and encodes 319 amino acids. Gene Ontology annotation, cellular component: membrane. The transcript has a single exon. NCBI's taxonomy places the organism in Eukaryota, Metazoa, Chordata, Mammalia, Rodentia, Dipodidae. Gene Ontology annotation, biological process: G protein-coupled receptor signaling pathway. Gene Ontology annotation, molecular function: olfactory receptor activity; G protein-coupled receptor activity.
AUGGCAACCUCAAACUCCAGCAGUGCCCUGUCCUCCACCUUCUAUCUCACAGGGAUCCCUGGCUAUGAACAAUUUCACCACUGGAUUUCCAUCCCUUUCUGUCUCCUCUACUUUGUUGGAAUAACAGGCAACUGCUCCAUCUUGCACAUUGUGCGGACAGACCCCAGGCUCCAUGAGCCCAUGUAUUACUUCCUGGCCAUGCUAUCCCUCACUGACAUGGCCAUGUCCCUGCCUGCAAUGAUAUCACUUUUCAGGGUGCUGUGGUCCAUUUCCAGGGAGAUCCAGUUCAAUGCCUGUGUGGUCCAAAUGUUUUUGAUCCACACUUUCUCCUUCACUGAAUCCUCUGUGCUCUUGGCCAUGGCCCUUGACCGAUACGUGGCUAUCUGCCACCCUCUGCGAUACGCUACCAUUCUCACCCCGAAACUUAUUGCCAAGAUCGGGAUUACAGCCUUCCUUCGGAGUGCGAUUCCACUAAUCCCACUUCUGAUCCGCCUGGCUUUCUUCCCCUUCUGCCACUCCCAUGUCCUUUCCCAUUCCUACUGUCUGCACCAGGACAUGAUCCGCCUUGCCUGUGCUGACACUAGGUUUAAUGUCAUAUACGGGAUGGUUGUGAUAACUAUGCUAUGGGGCGUGGACUCUCUGGGCAUUUUAGUAACGUAUGUUUUCAUCCUUCACUCAGUGUUAAGAAUCGCAUCCAGCGAGGGGAGGCUUAAGGCACUUAACACAUGUGCGUCCCACGUCUGUGCUGUUCUCAUUCUCUAUGUGCCUAUGAUAGGGGUAUCUAUUGUCCACCGUUUUGCUAAGCAUUCCUCUCCGUUUGUUCACAUCUUCAUGGCCCAUGUCUACUUAAUAAUUCCACCAGUGCUUAACCCAAUCAUCUACAGUGUGAAGACCAAGCAGAUCCGCCAAGGGAUCCUCCAACUUAUUUGUCCUAACAAAACCAGCUCUAGCACAAUGUAG